This is a messenger RNA of Entrophospora sp. SA101, 624 nucleotides long. The record is from the annotation of a GenBank genome assembly. NCBI's taxonomy places the organism in Eukaryota, Fungi, Glomeromycota, Glomeromycetes, Entrophosporales, Entrophosporaceae.
AUGUCUCGUACUGAAGAACGUAAUCAAGAAGCUACUGUAUAUAUAGGAAACUUGGAUGAAAGAUGUACUGAAGCACUAAUCUGGGAAUUAAUGCUUCAAGCUGGUCCUGUUGUUAAUGUUCAUUUACCAAAAGAUCGUGUUACUCAAACACAUCAAAAUUAUGGAUUUUGCGAGUAUAUGAGUGAAGAUGAUGCUGAUUAUGCAAUAAAAAUAAUGAAUCAAAUCAAAUUAUAUGGGAAACCAAUACGUGUUAACAAAGCAACAUCAGACAAAAAAAAUUUAGAUGUUGGUGCUUCAUUAUUUAUAGGGAAUUUGGAUCCAGAUGUAGAUGAAAAAAUGUUAUAUGAUACUUUCAAUCCUGAUACUGGAAAUAGUAAAGGGUAUGGCUUCAUUUCAUAUGACAAUUUUGAUUCAUCGGAUGCUGCAAUUGAUGCUAUGAAUGGCCAAUAUUUGAUGAAUAAACCAAUUACUGUUUCAUAUGCAUUCAAAAAGGAUGGUAAAGGUGAACGUCAUGGAAGUGCAGCUGCACAAGCAAAGAAAAAUCAAAGUUUGCCAAAUCGUUUAUUUGCUGAUAUUCAUCCUGUUACUCAAGUACUACAACCAUCACUUAAUAAAUUUAUAUAG